This is a messenger RNA of Hypomesus transpacificus, 4964 nucleotides long. RefSeq names its product carnitine palmitoyltransferase 1A2b (gene cpt1a2b). The transcript has 24 exons. The coding region runs from base 130 to 2478 and encodes 782 amino acids. Gene Ontology annotation, molecular function: carnitine O-palmitoyltransferase activity. Lineage: Eukaryota; Metazoa; Chordata; Actinopteri; Osmeriformes; Osmeridae. The record is from RefSeq and is a predicted model, not a curated record. Gene Ontology annotation, biological process: fatty acid metabolic process; carnitine metabolic process. Gene Ontology annotation, cellular component: mitochondrion.
CUUUUUUUUACAAAAGACACUUCCCACUUUGUCUCACGGAAAGUAACAAAAAAACAGCCGAUUGGGCUACGAUCUACUUCUUACAACCUGAACGUUUCUGCCAGGAUACUUUAAGUUUAAAUCAGAGUGAUGGCAGAGGCCCACCAGGCGGUGGCGUUUCAGUUCACCAUCACACCAGAGGGCUUCGACCUGCAGCUCUCUCACCAGGCCCUGUCCCAGAUCUGCCGGUCUGGCCUCCGCUCCUGGAAGAAGAGAGUCAGCCGAGUCAGGAACGGAGUGAUCAAGGGAGUGUACCCUGCUAGCCCUUCCUCUUGGCUGUUUGUUGUCAUAGCAAUACUGGCAACUAUGUACACGCAGUCCGACCCAUCUAUGGGCCUCAUCUCCAAGAUCCGAGAAUACCUUCCCCUCAGCCUGUCUCUGAGUGUCCAGGGCCAAACCAUGCUGUCAGUGCUGGUCUUCAGUACCGUCCUGUGGCUCUCUUUGAUCAUGACGCUCCGUUUCUGUCUCAAGUUACUCCUCUCCUACCACCAGUGGAUGUUUGAGCAGCAUGGACGCAUUUCAAUCACCACCAAAGUCUGGGUGACACUGCUGCGUCUGCUAUCUGGCAGAAAGCCCCUCCUCUACAGCUACCAGACAUCUCUUCCUAUUCUGCCUGUCCCACCAAUCAAAGAUACGCUAAACAGGUACCUGGAGUCUGUGCGGCCGUUGCUGACCGACCCAGAGUUUGAGCGUAUGAUCAAGCUGGCUGCUCAGUUUGAGAACAACCUGGGAAACCGUUUGCAACGCUAUCUCAAGCUUAAGGCACUGUGGGCCACUAACUAUGUAAGUGACUGGUGGGAGGAGUACAUCUACCUCAGAGGGCGUGGCCCCAUCAUGGUCAACAGCAACUACUACGGCAUGGACUUUCUCUACGUGACCCCCACUCCCAUACAGUCUGCCAGGGCCGGAAACACUAUUACUGCCCUUUUGUUGUACCGUCGGAAAGUGAACCGUGAGGAACUCAAGCCUAGUCGUGUUCCUGGUACAGUCAUACCUCUGUGUGCUGCUCAGUGUGAGCGGAUGUUCAACACCACACGGACCCCUGGAGAUGAGACUGAUGUGCUGCAGCACUGGCAGGACAGUGAGUUUGUAGCAGUCUACCACAGGGGGCGUUACUUCAGGCUGUGGGUGUACAAGGCUGGCAGGCUGCUGUCUCCUCGAGAGAUUGAGUUCCAGAUCCAGAAGAUCCUGGAAGACCCCUCCCCCCCUCAGCCUGGAGAGGACAGACUGGGGGCUCUGACUGCUGGAGACAGAAUACCCUGGUCUCAAAUGAGAAAGCAGUACUUCAGCUCUGGUGUGAACAAGCGCUCCCUAGAUUGCAUUGAGAGAGCCGCCUUCUUUGUAACUCUGGACGAUGAAGAGCAAGGCAUGAUGGGAGAAGAUCCAGUGGGAAACCUGGACCGCUACGCCAAGUCCCUUCUCCACGGAAAAUGCUACGACAGGUGGUUUGAUAAGUCUUUCUCCAUAGUAGUUUACAAGAAUGGGAAGAAUGGGCUGAAUGCCGAGCAUUCCUGGGCAGACGCACCCACCGUGGCGCAUCUGUGGGAGUACACUUUGGCAACAGACGCCUUUCAGCUCGGCUACACUGAAGAUGGACACUGUAAAGGCGAGGUAGAGCGCUCCCUUCCCCAUCCACAGAGACUGGCCUGGGAUAUUCCUCUGGAGGUACAGGAGCAGGUGUCCAGCUCUCUAGCUGUCGCUCAGGCUUUAGCAGACGAUGUUGAUUGCCACGUGUUCCCCUUCCGGGACUUUGGGAAGGGAAGGAUUAAGAAGCUCAAGAUCAGCCCGGAUGCCUUUAUUCAGUUGGCGUUGCAGCUAGCUUACUACCGGGACAGGGGAGGCUUCUGCCUAACCUAUGAGGCAUCCAUGACCCGCUUGUUCCGUGAGGGCCGGACAGAGACCGUGCGAUCCUGUUCCAAUGAAAGCUCUGCCUUUGUCAGAGCUGUGGAGAGUGGCGAGGCAGUAGAGAACUGCAGGAGGCUUUUCCGAUUGGCUAGCGAAAAGCACCAGAACCUCUACCGUUUGGCUAUGACGGGAUCGGGCAUUGACAGACACCUGUUCUGCCUGUACGUAGUUUCCAAAUACCUUGGGGUGGAGUCGCCAUUUCUAAAGGAGGUGCUAUCAGAACCGUGGCGCCUGUCGACCAGUCAAACUCCUGUCCAGCAGCUGGAACUGUUUGACAUGAAGAACCACCCUGAGUUUGUCUCUCUAGGGGGAGGCUUUGGCCCCGUGGCAGACGAUGGUUACGGAGUAUCCUAUAUCAUUGUUGGAGAAGACAUGAUCAACUUCCAUGUAUCCUGCAAACACUCCUUUGCCGAAACGGAUUCCCACAGGUUUGGAGCCCGGAUCAGCCGUGCCUUACUGGAUCUGCUCUUGUUGCUCUCCCCUGAGGCCAAAGUGCCUGCCACAGAGGCCCCCCAGGCCAAAAAACAAAACUAACCGACUGCCAUGACUUGACCAACCUGCUGUUACAUAACAUGCCGUUGCUGUCUGUGCCUGACCAGGUUAAAUAACCAUACAGCAAUUGGCCAUCAGAUUAAAGGUGUUAAAUGUGUAUUGAGGCACCCUUUGAGGUCUUAACCUUUUAUUCUAACAUGGUUUGGUGGGGUCAAUCUACAAUUUGGAACAAGACUCAGUCACUUUAGGAGUAAACAUGAGAAUGUGAUGAACACGGUUAAGUGUGAGCUGAAUCAGAUGUAGGAUGGAGAUUCAUGAAUCUACUGGGAAAUGGGACACUUCUCAAUACCAAAGAACUACUUUGCAGUGGUUUGGAGGAAUGAGGGGUGUAGAACUGUACUUUUUGUUUUUUAACUUAAUGAAUAUUUUUACUGUCAGUUAAAGUUGACCAUGGUUAAAGUCAAUUCUUCUUGUGUGAGAUGUUUACUUGGUUCAGCUUGUCCGGUGACCUACCAGGGAAAAUCUCAGUAACAAUAAUACAUGCCCAAUUUGUGACAUGCCCUAUCAAAAGUAAUGUUGAUCCUUAAAGUGGAUCAAAUAAAUAUUUGACCCAGCUCCUUUGUGAUCAUACAUUGAAUGGUUUAUUUAAUCUUGUUGCUCUUUUACGACAUCAGAUUUCUCUAAGGCCAGCAGUGAUUUUAUUGAAGGAUCGAUGACCCACGGUGACCAUCUUUUCCAUUACAAAUGUCUAUAGCAUUGAUAAUUCUACUAUGAGCUGUGGGUCAGCAUUGGCAUGUGUCGAGAAUUAUUGUGGAAUUAAUUACAUAUUGUUUGUAAUGCUUCCAGUUCAGUUGUUUUAGGGGGUAUUGUAGCCUGGCUGCCAGCCCAACUCAUCCCCGCUCUCACAAAAAAAUUUGGUCGGGAAGUUGGGUCUGGAGUAGCUUGUUUGCGGAAAAAACUAUAUCCGAACAGGAGCUGUUCGGACCAAUCAAAUUGUCAGGGCGGGCUUUAUACGAUGAUGUACAGAUGUUCAACAGUAGCGUAAUCAACAGCGUCACCAAAGAGCGCUUGGGUUGAAUUUGUUUUCAAGAAACAACAUAUUACGUUGCUCUGAUUGGUUGGGUCUAUCCAAUUGAGCGAAGAGGCAUUUGUUUUACGAGGUUAGUUGAAACACGCCCCAUAGUCACAGCCCAACGGAGAGUUAUCAGACUCAUAUCCUGACUAGAAUUAUGAGUAUGAUAACGUCAGGCUAGGGGUAUUGAGGAAUUAUAUCCCAAGUACCCUGCCAAUAUUGUGUGGAUGGAUGUGGGAUGUGAAAUGUGCCUGAUUUUAUUAUUCUAUUUAUUUUGUUUUAAUUGUAUUUGAUAGGUAAUCAUGUGGAAUAAGUUUACAGACUUAGCUGGCAUUGAUUUGGUUAUGGCUUUAGAGGGUUAAAUAUUGGCCAAACAACCAAAACGAAUUCCCCUAUGGUUUAAAGGAAGAUGAACUGGAUGAAACUGAACAGUGUAUUAACAUGAACCAAAUAAUGCCAAUAUGGAAUUACAGUUAUUUGACUCUAUUGGUUCAAUCAGAGCUAGAAUGGUCAAAGUAAGGUUCAAAUGAAAUAUACAUGUAAUAACAUUGCAAAUUAAUUAAAUCAAUUAUCAGUCAGGACCUAGUUUAGUGUGUGAAUUGACAGGUCAGUUAGUUUUCCAUUCUCAUUUAUUCCUCUCUGAUUUAAGCAGGGAGGGGGGAGGGGUGUCAUGGCCGUGGCCAACACAGCAUUUUACCCGUGCUUCCCAACUUUACAACUGGCUCUGGAACCAAUCGUCACUCCUAAUGCCUAAACCUCAUAGCCAAUCAGAGGCAGAGUGGGGAGAGGUUUACAGACCCAUCUUACAUCAUCUAGUAGAAUUUUUUUUAAUACAAUAUUUAAAAAUUAUGUCUAUUGGAUGUGAGUUAACUUUACAGUUAGUGAUGCUUUUGACUUUUGCUUUUUAAAGUAGUUCAUCACAGAUGUAAUUUGUCUGAUCCAGCUUUACACCCCACACCAGUGUAAUCCCUGAUGUUCACAACAGCAGAAUGAUGGGCGGAGGAUCAUGUAGGAUCUUAGCCUGCUCCUUCUUUUUUUUCUUACAGUGUCAAGAGUCUUCUGGUGGUUGUCGCGAAGCACUUGAGAUACUUGUAAGAACUUUGAAUUUGAGAUUGUCUUUUUAUGUUCAUAUUGUAAUUUAAAGCUACUGUGUUAAACUGAGGUCUUCUUUGGCUGGAGGAGGAACAGCUGUGUAAAGACUAUAUAUUCCAUUUGAGUUCUAACUUCACCAAGGAUACAAAAGCCAGCGAAACAGAAGCCAUUUGCAGACUGAAAGGUUGCCUUAAUGAAACAUAUAUUGAAUAUAUAUUGAGUGAAUGUAAUCUCUCAAAGACAUGUGAGGAGACUAAGCCUCUCAGUUUGGUGGAGACAUCCACUCACACGUUUAUGACUGUAAUAGACUUCAUCUGUAUGAUCGACAAUGGUAGUCAUCGAUAUUGCCCAAACAUAACUAAUG